UAAUUGUACACAAGGCCAAGUUGUCAUCUUCCUCAAUGUCUGUAUGAGCCGUGGGAGGGUUUUCGAGAGGAUGUGGAGAGGUGACUCUUGUUUUCAGUGUUGAAAGAUGAAGCAUCUGCUGAGCUGUCUGCUUCUUGCCUCCCACUGCGCUCUCUCAUCACGGAGUGAUACGUCCACUUUGCGUGUGAGCCAGAGUGCUGACAUUGACGUCUUCGAGGGUCAGCUGGUCAACAUCAGCUGCUGUUGGACAGGCAACUUCUCCAGAGUCAAAGUCACGUGGCGGAUCAACGCAACCGUCUAUGGUGAAUCCUUCUACACACGCCAGCCGACUCUGCAAAGAAGUGCUGAGUGGUGUGUGUUCCAAGAAUGGACCAACAUCACAAAAGAGGACUCGGCCACGUACGUGUGUCAGGUCAAUGUGGACAUUCCGUCUCUGAUGGAGAAGAAAGGAAACGGUACAGUCAUAAGAGUAACACGCCAAAGGUCAAACGGCAAUGCAGAAGGAGGAAAAUCCAGAAGUGCUCUUUGGGUUUCACUCGGGAUUUCCUUGGCUUCGGUGGUUUUGUUGCUGCUCUUAGCAGCCGCCUGCAUCUACAAACUCAAACAAACAAAAGGAGUCAGUCGGGUGAUUUACGAGAGCCCCCACUUGGACUCUGACAACGCCGACAUGGACAAACACAGCAGCGGCAGCUCCUCUGCAGGCUCGGCCCAGUGGUGUCAGGUGGUUGUGUACGAAUCGGUCGAUUAUUUUGAGCAUGUGGAGAUGAAGGAAAGUGGCUGAGGACGAGGAUCCGAAGAUUUGGUCAUUACUACUCCAUAUAUCGUAUGUAGAGAAUGUCCCCAUGGCUUCACCUUUGCUGCCUGUAUCUUAUCUAAAUCAGGGGUUGGCAACCUUAAAUACUCAAAGAGCCAUUUGAAUAUAUCUAUCUAGCUAACCAUCCAUAAUAUCUAUCAAUCUAUCUAUCUAGCUGGCUCGCUAUGAUAAAUAUUAGUGCAGCAAUACACUAGCUAGCUGGCCAUAUUGCGAUCCAUCUAGCCAUCUAUUUAGCUAACUAGCUUGCUGUCUACCUAUAUCUUAUCUAUCUGAACUUGUAUUAAAUUGCAUUAAAUGUUCCGUGUUCUUUAGAAAUUCUUGGAUUUGACAUGAUAUGCCUACCAAGGGUCAAAUAAAGCUCAAUAAAUCUUGCCGCCAGCUAUCACACACACACACA
Molecule: messenger RNA, 1211 nt
Organism: Hippocampus comes (tiger tail seahorse)
Lineage: Eukaryota; Metazoa; Chordata; Actinopteri; Syngnathiformes; Syngnathidae
Exons: 5
Coding region: 107-781 (224 amino acids)
Biological process (GO): B cell differentiation; B cell receptor signaling pathway
Cellular component (GO): external side of plasma membrane; B cell receptor complex
Source: RefSeq, a predicted model, not a curated record